AUGCCAACGAUAUCCCAACUUUUUUACGUGCAGGAGAGUUCGUGCAAAGGAGCAAAGACCCAUGCCCCUACCCUUGAGGGCUGGAACGACGUGAGCUACAACGGAUGUCCCCAGAUCAGAACGGCCAACAUCGACGCGUUGGCCUGGAGCGGCAUACGGCUGCGGCGCUAUUACACGCAGUCCAUGUGCACCCCGUCGCGGGCGGCACUGAUGACCGGACGGUAUCCAAUUCACACAGGUAUGCAACACUUCGUCCUCAUGGAGAUGGAACCUCGCGGGCUUCCCUUGAAUUUCAAGCUUCUUCCUGAAUGGCUCGGCGAUCUGGGAUACGUCCGUCAAAUGCUCGGAAAGUGGCAUCUGGGCUUCUAUAGAAGAGAAUACACUCCGACAAUGAGAGGUUUCCAGACGCACAUCGGCUCCUGGGGCGGCUUUCAAGACUACUAUUCUCACCAAAGAGGUCAUCCUAAGGUUGCCUUAGGAGGAUUUGAUUUUCGACGGGGACUUUUAGGGGGCCGGGAGUUUGAUGGUCGAUACUACACUGAGCUCAUGACAGAAGAAGCUAUCAGGAUCAUCGAAACCCACCCCCUGGAAAAGCCACUGUUCCUGUACCUGUCCCACCUGGCGCCGCACAGUGGGAACCUACGUGAUCCUCUGCAGGUUCCGAAGAAAUUCAGCGACAUGUCAAUAGGCUCACGGAAUAGAACUAUAUACGCCGGCAUGGUAUCCGCCCUCGACGAAUCGGUAGGCGCGGUUGUUGAAGCCCUCGGCAGGCGAGGCAUGUUGGCCGACACUGUUCUGGUUUUCUCUUCGGACAACGGCGCCAAUUCCAGAGGCGAGAAUCCCAAUUACGCCUCCGCGUGGCCCUUCAAGGGACAGAAGAUCACGCCCUGGGAAGGAGGUGUCCGCGCCCCCGCUAUCAUCUGGAGCCCGUCGUUAAGCGGCACGCAGGGGAGAGACUACAGCAACAUUUUUCACAUUUCCGACUGGCUGCCCACCUUGUACCAGCUUGCUGGCGGUGACCCGUCGGACCUUGGCGACAUUGACGGCAUCAGUCAGUUGGAGGCCCUUAGACACGGGACGGAGGCGCCGAGAAAGGAAGUCCUCAUCAACAUCGAUCCCAUCGACAACGUCACCGCCAUCAUAGAGGGCCACUUCAAGCUCGUCAGCGGGACCGUGAAGGGAGGCGCAUUGGACGACUGGUUCCAGAUUCCUGGAAACGUAGCGUGGGACACCGACAGAACUCGCCACGAGUGCGAGACGUCCGUCGCUGCCCAAGUGCUGAGGAACUCCGGUCACGACGUCACCUGCGGCUCGGGCCAGGGGUCCUACGCGAUUCCGGUCAAGUGCGGUCGGAGAGACACGAGCAAACCGUGCACGCCAACCCUGGCACCUUGUCUAUUCGACUUAUCCGAGGACCCCUGCGAGUACAACAACGUUGUGGAACAACACAGCGAGGUAGUGCGGAGGCUCCUAAAAAAACUUGCAGUGUACAAGGCCACUUCUUGGUCCCCUGGCAACGUACCUGAAGAUCCACGAGCACACCCGGCGCUGCACAACGGCGCGUGGGUUUCGUGGGGUGACGUCUAUCCGCAGCUAUAGAAAGCGCUUACGGGAGAAGGUCCCAGUUUUCAGCAAAUCCGUGACAUUUAUAGGGCCAGCUAGCUUUUAGCGAUUUUGUCUACGUGGCGUGUAGCCUCGCGGACGACGUCAUGGUGUUCACGCGACGUCAUCGGAGGUUUGAAGGGUUUACCAUUCGCCUCGAUGGCUCCGAGGUAAAGCGCCGGCCUACGGAUUCCCAGGUGUCGGGUUCAAAUCCCGGCCGAGGUGCCCGCAAUAUGACGCAUGCUUAUUGCGGAGAAGGCGCCAUGUAAAGGCUUAUUCACACGAUGCAUCUUUUGAACACGCCACAGUUUAGCAAAACCGAGAUUUCGCGAAAUCGGCCUGUUUACACGUGGAGUUUGACGCGCGAAACCUGUGACGUAUUGACUCACGAGAAUUUUUCCAAACCUUGUCAUCUACACCGGGAAUAUCAAGCGAUUCGCAGCAAAAUGAUAUGAAGUAUGCAAGGUGCGAAGAGACAGUUUGUUUUCUUAAUACCACUCAACGAACUUCGUCAGAUUUGGCUCACUGGGUUUACUAGUCCUGCCAAACCCGGGAAAGACCGCGAACGUCAAAGAAAAAGCGUAUGAUGUCGCAGCAUUUCGGACAUUUUUGCACCGGUCGUAAAGAAAGUUAUCCCCAGCCAUUAUAUUGUAUAUCCGGUGCUUGCACUCGUCGCGACUGUUGAUGAAUCUGCACCGCCCCACCAACCCGUACUGCUAAACGCCGUUCACACACUUGCAACCAAGUAGGACCCGCACGCACCGAUUCUCCGCUUAUCGCUCACCUCCAUGUUUGCUUGUCUUUUUUCGGCUUUGGCUCGGAUACGGAAUCGGCCAAAAAUCAGACUCCUCCAAAAGCUCGCUCCGCCUCGAAGGUCAGACGUUACAGCCAAGUCAAACGGUCAUUGGCAGCGUCUGCGUUUCUCCUUCGGAUGAUUGACAGGCCUCGGUGAGGUUUCAAAAAAAUAAAUUGCCCCAGAAGCGACGAACACGCGCCACUUUUAUCGGAGGCGCGCCACUUCUUCGGUCGCGUUCAGACGGGGAACCUGUUUCCCGAAACCUAUAGUUUCGCGACACAAAAUUCGCCAACAGAAGAUCACCAGACCUCCGCCGGGGCACCCCAGAUGUCUGUCGUUGGUUUGGCACGUAAAACCCCCAAGUUUGACUUUUGAUAUGAAGACUUUACCAUGACAUCAUCACGUGAACAUAAUGACGUCGAGAGACAUCAUCAGCUCGGUUCCCGAGAUGCCACAGUGUCAUGUGACAUGGUGACGUGACAUCCCGCAACCCUGUGAGUCACGUGAAACUGGCAUCACGUGACUUGACGCCACGUUACAUUGUCACGUGACGCCCCAUGACACUCCGAUAUCAUUGUGUGACGUGGUCACAUGACGUAACGUCACGUGACACCGUUACGUCAUAAAGUAUUUAUAAAUGUAAUACAUCUAGAGCGCCUUUCCUGGCAUGUGCCUCCGCAUAUGUGCAUUUUCUAUGCUGUAGCAAGAAGAAUAAAAAACGACUUUGCGACUCUUGGAACAUGUUACACACCUGCGUAGGACGGUUAGAUCAUUAAACGAAAAUAUAGCGUACUUAAUUUUUUAGCUUGUCAGAGAAAUAAAAGAAAAAAAAACAUACGUGUCUUUU
Messenger RNA from Ixodes scapularis (black-legged tick), 3245 nucleotides. RefSeq names its product arylsulfatase B. The record is from RefSeq and is a predicted model, not a curated record. Lineage: Eukaryota; Metazoa; Arthropoda; Arachnida; Ixodida; Ixodidae.